Messenger RNA from Gossypium raimondii (Peruvian cotton), 2740 nucleotides. RefSeq names its product pentatricopeptide repeat-containing protein At5g19020, mitochondrial. The transcript has 4 exons. The record is from RefSeq and is a predicted model, not a curated record. Gene Ontology annotation, molecular function: protein binding; RNA binding. Gene Ontology annotation, biological process: RNA modification. Bases 54 to 2078 code for a protein of 674 amino acids. Lineage: Eukaryota; Viridiplantae; Streptophyta; Magnoliopsida; Malvales; Malvaceae.
CACCCUUUUCGGUUUUCAGAAAGAAACGGCUCUCAUGCUAAUCUCUCAAUCUCAUGUUCAAUUCUCUCAAACCAAAACCUUGUUGGCUGCACAAAUGUCUCUCCACUUCAGGACCUUCUUCCAAACCCCACCACUACGACCUCCUUCUAAUCUCUUCCUUAAAAUCCGCUGCAACUCAUUGCUCUAUUUCUCAUGGCCGAAUAACCCAUUGCCUCGUAAUCAAAUCAGGCUUCGCUUCCAACCCUUUUAUCCUAAACACCUUGAUUAACAUGUACGCCAAGUGCGGCUUCCUUCAAGACGCUGAACGUUUGUUCUCUUCUUCUCCCAACCUGGACCCUGUUUCUUACAACAUCAUGAUUUCUGGGUAUGUAAAAUCUGGUCGGUUUCAUGAAGCACGUAGCCUGUUUGAUCAAAUGCCUAAAAAGGGUUGUGUUUCUUAUACUACCAUGGUAAUGGGAUUUGCUUCAAAGGGCUACUGGAGAGAAGCAAUUUGGAUUUUUAAGGAAAUGAGAUAUGGUGGUAUUUUGCCUAACGAAGUCACGUUGGCAAGUUUGAUUUCUGCUUGUUCGGGUUUUGGAGGGAUUUCCAUUUGUAGGAUGUUACAUGGUUUGGCGGUUAAGGUGAUCCUUGACGAGUUCGUUAUUGUUUCAACCAAUUUGCUGCACAUGUACUGUGUUUGUGGGAGUUUAAAGGACGGGAGGGAUUUGUUUAACCAGAUGCUAGAGAAGAAUGUUGUUUCUUGGAAUGUGAUGUUGAAUGGGUAUGCAAAAGCUGGGGAUGUUGAGUUGGCUCGGGAGUUGUUUGAGAAAAUUCCCAUGAAGGAAAAAGAUGUUGUUUCGUGGGGUACCAUGGUUGACGCUUAUGUUCAAGUAGAUUGGUUAAGUGAAGCUUUAACAAUGUUUUGUGCUAUGUUACGUGAGGGAGUUGAGGCAAGUGACGUUAUGAUUGUCGAUUUAGUUUCAGCAUGUGCACGUUUGAGUGCGACCCUAGAGGGCUUUCAGCUCCAUGGUAGGAUUGUGAAGGCAGGUUUUGAAUGUUAUGAUUUUGUGCAAGCAACUAUCAUUCAUUUUUAUGCAGCUUGUGGGAGGGUUGAUCUUGCUUAUUUGCAGUUUGAAGUGGGUGUCAAGGAUCAUCUUCCUUCUAGAAAUGCUGUUAUUGCAGGAUAUAUAAGAAAUGGAAUGAUCGAACAGGCGAGACGGGUAUUCGAUGAGAUGGCUGAAAGAGAUGUUUCUUCAUGGAGCUCUAUGAUUGCCGGUUACGCGCAGAGUGAGCAACCUAACAUCGCUUUAGAGCUCUUCCACGAAAUGAUAGCUUGUGGUAUGCAGCCAAACCAAAUAACAUUGGCAAGUGUUUUCUCUGCAAUUGCUUCUUUAGGCAUGUUGAAUGAAGGGAGAUGGGCUCUUGAAUAUGUACAAAAUAACUGCAUCCCUCUUAAUGACAACUUAAGUGCUGCUAUCAUUGAUAUGUAUGCAAAAUGUGGGAGCAUCAAUGCUGCUUUAGAAGUUUUUUGUCAAAUCCGAGAGAAGGCCUCCACUGUCUCACCUUGGAAUGCAAUGAUAUGUGGCUUGGCCAUGCAUGGAGAUGCCAAUUUAUCACUUGAAAUAUAUUCUUACUUGGAAAGGAGGCAUCAUAUCAAGCAGAAUUCAAUAACAUUCAUUGGGGUCCUUACUGCGUGCUGCCAUGCUGGGUUGGUAGAACUUGGGGAGAAGUAUUUCAAGCGUAUGAAGAAUGUAUAUAACAUAGAUCCUGGUAUCAAGCAUUAUGGUUGUAUGGUAGACCUGUUGGGACGAGCUGGUCGUCUAGAAGAAGCCGAGAAAAUGAUUAUGAGUAUGCCUAUGAAGGCAGAUGUUGUGAUUUGGGGCACAUUAUUGGCAGCAUGUAGAACACAUGGGAAUGUGGAUAUAGGGGAAAGGGCCGCAGAGAACUUGGCAAAGUUGGAACCAUGUCAUGGAGGGGGUAAAGUCCUUUUGUCCAAUUUAUAUGCAGAUGCAGGGAGGUGGGAAGAUGUAUUUUCUGUAAGGAGAGCAAUGCAAAAUCAAAGAGUGAAGAAAUCUCCUGGCUACAGUGGUGUUGUAUGAUGAUAUUUUGAAUUGGCUUUUUGACAUUGCAACUUCCUCUAAGCUAGCUAUUGGUGAAAGCUGGAAUUGUUGAUCUUAUCAAGAGGCGCACUGAUGACAUGACACUAGCUAUUGGUGAUGAUGUUGGUGUUGGAAUAUGUGGUUGGGAAGGACGGCAAGCUGUGAUGGCAUCAGAUUUUGCUAUGGGCCAGUUCCGGUUUCUGAAAAGAUUACUGUUGGUUCAUGGUCAUUGGAAUUAUCGGCAUCUUGGUUACGUAAUUCUUUACAACUUCUAUCGCAAUGCUGUUUUUGUGUUGAUGCUAUUCUGGUACAUAUUAUGCACAGCAUCUAUUGACUCACCAUUUUGCUUAUAAUAAUUGUGGCUUUACUUUCUCGCUUUCUUUUCAAAGUUAUACAUGAGAUUUUUUGGCCUUCAGAUAUCCAAAUAGCCAGAGAUACUAAGAGAAGUGACUCCUAAUUUGAGGUCAAAGCCAGAUAAAGAUUCCAGUUAGCAUGUACUGAUGUACAUUACACCCUGUUUUGAAAUGGUUACUCAAGUCAAUCAUUCAUAUAUGGCUGUCCUGUGGCAUGCAAUUGUAAGUUAUGGUAAGUGCAUAUUCCAAUCUUUUUUGUGUUACAAGUUUCAUACACCUGUUACUAAUGAAAUUAGUCAGCAUUGCUAA